Messenger RNA from Melopsittacus undulatus (budgerigar), 885 nucleotides. RefSeq names its product ras-related protein Rab-4B. Lineage: Eukaryota; Metazoa; Chordata; Aves; Psittaciformes; Psittaculidae. Gene Ontology annotation, cellular component: insulin-responsive compartment; recycling endosome; plasma membrane. Gene Ontology annotation, biological process: vesicle-mediated transport; regulation of endocytosis; Rab protein signal transduction. The record is from RefSeq and is a predicted model, not a curated record. Gene Ontology annotation, molecular function: GTP binding; GTPase activity.
UCUGCUGGGCGCCGCCAUAUUGCGCCCGCUCCCUUCCGUACGGACCGGAGGCGGCGGCGGCGGGGCCGGGCCCGGGCGGCUCCAGCCAUGUCCGAGACCUACGAUUUCCUCUUCAAGUUCCUGGUGAUCGGCAGCGCCGGCACCGGCAAGUCCUGCCUCCUGCACCAGUUCAUCGAGAACAAGUUCAAGCAGGAUUCCAACCACACGAUCGGAGUUGAAUUCGGCUCCAAAGUCGUCAACGUGGGAGGAAAAACUGUGAAACUGCAGAUCUGGGACACGGCCGGACAGGAGCGGUUCCGGUCCGUCACCAGGAGCUAUUACCGAGGAGCCGCAGGCGCCCUGCUCGUCUACGACAUCACCAGCCGGGAAACCUACAACGCGCUGACCAAUUGGCUGACGGAUGCUCGGACCCUGGCGAGUCCCAACAUCGUCAUCAUCCUCUGCGGGAAUAAGAAGGAUCUGGAUGCGGAACGGGAAGUGACGUUCCUGGAAGCAUCCCGAUUUGCCCAGGAAAACGAGCUGAUGUUCCUGGAGACAAGUGCCCUGACAGGGGAGAAUGUGGAGGAAGCUUUUCUGAAGUGUGCGCGGGAGAUCCUCAACAAGAUCGAGUCUGGGGAGCUGGAUCCAGAGCGGAUGGGAUCCGGGAUCCAGUUUGGGGACGCGUCCCUAAGGCAGCUGCGGCAGCCGCGGGGGGGGGCGGCCCCCCACCGGCCGGAACUGCGCCUGCUGAGCGCGGUGUUUCCGCCCUGCCGCCCCCCCCCAUCCAGGAUCACUCCAGGAUUCCCAUUGGGAUCCCCCCCCCCCCUUUCCUUGCUCCAUCCGGAUGCAGCCCCCCCCAAUAACCCCAUGGGGGGGGUUGGGUUGUACCAUUAUGGGGGGGCCUGA